GGGAGGGACUGUGCUUGCUCCUCCCGGGUCCCGCCUCUCUGCCGGCCUCUUGUCCUCUUUAGCCAUUGGGCAACAAUGCUGUCCGUCAAUGACCCGCCUCCGCAGAUGAACCAAUAAGGACUGGCGGGAGGGCUCUUCCUUCUGGAGUUGGCUCUCAACUCUGGGGUAGUUCGGGUGAAGUGACGACCGGGUAGCCGCGGUUGUGGAGCUGUGCGCAGGCGCGGAGCUGACGGGGCCGACCGAGCGGCGGCGGCGGCGCAAGCUGGUUUACAAAUAUCCUUUUUUGCUGAAGGAACACAUUUGCUAGCUUCAGAAUGUCAAGUACUGUGUCCUACUGGAUCUUAAAUUCUGCAAGAAACAGCAUUGCCACAUUACAAGGGGGUAGACGUUUAUACUCAAGGUAUGUCUCAAAUAGGAAUAAAUUAAAAUGGAGGCUCUUUUCCCGGGCACCACCCACCCUAAACGGUUCCCCAUGUGGUGGCUUCACUCUGUGCAAUGCCUACAGACACACGUCAACGGAGGAAGAUGAUUUUCACUUGCAACUCAGACCCGAGCAGGUAAAUGAAGUGCUUCGAGCUGGCGAAUCAGCCCACAAGAUUCUUGACCUUGACAGUGGAAUCCCAAAUUCAGUGUUGCGGUUUGAGAGCAACCAGCUGGCUGCCAAUUCCCCAGUGGAGGACCGGCGAGGUAUAGCCUCCUGCCUGCAGACCAGUGGACUGAUGUUUGGCAUCUUUGAUGGGCAUGGUGGUCAUGCAUGUGCACAAGCAGUGAGCGAGAGGCUUUUCUACUAUGUGGCAGUGUCCCUGAUGUCUCAUCAGACCCUGGAGCAGAUGGAGGGAGCGAUGGAAAGCAUGAAGCCGCUGCUUCCUAUCCUGCAGUGGCUUAAGCACCCAGGUGACAGUAUCUACAAGGAUGUCACGUCAGUGCAUCUCGACCACCUCCGUGUCUAUUGGCAAGAAUUGCUUGAUCUACACACGGAAAUGGGACUGAGCAUUGAGGAAGCAUUAAUGCACUCCUUCCAGAGACUGGAUUCUGACAUCUCUCUGGAAAUCCAAGCCCCGCUGGAAGAUGAGGUAACAAGGAACCUGUCACUCCAGGUUGCUUUCUCUGGGGCAACAGCUUGUAUGGCCCAUGUUGAUGGAAUUAACUUGCACGUGGCAAAUGCUGGUGACUGCCGGGCCAUUCUUGGUGUCCAGGAGGACAACGGCAUGUGGUCUUGUCUGCCCCUUACCCAUGACCACAAUGCCUGGAACCAGACUGAGCUGUCCCGGCUAAAGGGAGAGCAUCCCAAGUCAGAGGACAGGACAGUCAUCAUGGAUGACAGGCUGCUGGGUGUUCUCAUGCCCUGCAGGGCCUUUGGGGAUGUUCAGCUGAAAUGGAGUAAAGAGCUACAGCGUAGUGUCCUGGAGAGGGGCUUUGAUACAGAGGCACUCAACAUUUACCAGUUUACCCCUCCACAUUACUAUACACCACCCUACCUGACUGCUAAGCCUGAGGUCACAUACCACAGGCUGAGGCCCCAAGAUAAAUUCCUUGUGCUGGCUUCAGAUGGCCUGUGGGACAUGCUGAGCAAUGAGGAUGUGGUGAGGUUGGUCGUGGGGCAUUUGGCUGAGGCAGAUCAGCACAAGCCAGACCUGACCCAAAGACCUGCCAACCUGGGGCUCAUGCAGAGCCUGCUGCUACAGAGGAAAGCCAGUAGGCUCCAUGAGACUGACCAGAACGCAGCCACACGUCUGAUCAGACACGCCAUCGGGAGCAAUGAGUAUGGGGAGAUGGAGCUAGAGCGGCUGACAGCGAUGCUGACGUUGCCUGAGGACUUGGCGAGAAUGUACAGGGAUGAUAUCACUGUCACUGUGGUAUAUUUUAACUCAGAAUCAAUUGAUACAUAUUACAAAGGGUGUUGAGAAUCUUUCAUCAUAUUGCCAAGAUUAACAUAAAUGCUCUUCUAAAUCAUUUUUACGUACUCUUAAACUAGCUAUCAAAACCUUUCUGUUAAAAGGGCAGGCAGAUGUAACUUGUAAAUUGAUUAACAUACUGGGGGAAAAAAAGGUUUUAAAACCAUAGCAGUGAUAUCAUGUCUCUGUCUGCGUGUGCCACUGCAGUCUUGAUCUGCUGGGCUCAGGUGGUCCUUCUGCCU
This is a messenger RNA of Carlito syrichta (Philippine tarsier), 2137 nucleotides long. It is a transcript of the gene PDP2, whose product is annotated as pyruvate dehyrogenase phosphatase catalytic subunit 2. Gene Ontology annotation, molecular function: protein serine/threonine phosphatase activity; cation binding. The transcript is spliced from 2 exons. The record is from RefSeq and is a predicted model, not a curated record. Gene Ontology annotation, biological process: protein dephosphorylation. Bases 315 to 1904 code for a protein of 529 amino acids. Lineage: Eukaryota; Metazoa; Chordata; Mammalia; Primates; Tarsiidae.